This is a messenger RNA of Photinus pyralis (common eastern firefly), 3725 nucleotides long. Its product is annotated as rapamycin-insensitive companion of mTOR-like. Gene Ontology annotation, cellular component: TORC2 complex. Gene Ontology annotation, biological process: positive regulation of phosphatidylinositol 3-kinase/protein kinase B signal transduction; TORC2 signaling. The record is from RefSeq and is a predicted model, not a curated record. Gene Ontology annotation, molecular function: protein serine/threonine kinase activator activity. Lineage: Eukaryota; Metazoa; Arthropoda; Insecta; Coleoptera; Lampyridae.
UAACCUAAAAAGUAUGAAAAAUGUUUGACGUUUUAUUGCAAUCGUAAAUACCUCAUAAUUAUGAUGCUAUUAUACAAAUAAAAAUUAAAUAAACCAUUUCCAUUGAACCAAUUCUACCUAAAUAUGACUAAUAUCAGGGUACAAUAAUGGCAGUUGCAAGUUGGAUGUUAAAAAAGAAUCGAAACAUCGGAUCCUCUAGAUAUACUCGAAGUACACCCGUCAAUGAGGAAGAUAUUGUGCAAUUGGAUUUAAAGCGAGAUCCACGAGAAACCGCCAAGGAACUUCUUUUAGACAUUUGUAAAUUGGACGGAAUCACGGAAGGAAAAUGUGUUAACUGUAUAAAUGCGUUUAUUAAACUAUACCUGCAUAUUGAGGGUAAUUUGUCGAAGAUAUCGUAUACAACUGUCGAAAUUCUGUGCUGUUUACGUAUUACUUUGUUUAACAAUUCGAGUUUAGUCCGAUCGGCAGGUUUAAAAGCAAUAAGGCACGUGUUGAUGACCGAAGAUGACAUUCAACAGUUUAAUAAGCUCAAACUUCCAUGUUUAGUCGCGCGGUCGCUAGAUUUGUCGUUGAGGAAUGACAUGGAGAGAAUACAAGCGCUGAGUCUCAUGCAGAAGAUUCUGUUACUGUCGCCUGUCGAUUUCGACAUGGGGAUGGCGCGGAGUCUCGUUGCACUAGCCAAUUGUGGCAUCGAGGAGAAGGAUCGUAUGCUAAGAGCGUGCCUGGCUUGUUUAUGCGAAUUGGGCGUGCUAAAUGCCGAGUUGUUCAUUGCAAGUGGCGGCGUGGCAGCUAUCACCAGGAAUCUAUUGGAAUGUCAAACCCCGCGGAUUGCCGAAUCGCUCUGCGGAGUACUACUUUUAUUAUUAGAUAGGCCUUUCACAAGAAACCACGCAGCUGUCGAUUUGCACUGUAUUGCAGCUCCCUACUGCGACUUCCACUAUCGUCACGGUUGGAUGGACAAAAAUAGGGACGAAAGGGAAUUACGGUUUAAUUGUAGUCGAUUGGCGCUGUUAUCUGUUUUCCGGAGCUGGCCGGGUAUACUGCAUUUUUGUAGCCCCACCAACUCGUUAGGCUUAAAGGCGAUUGUCGAUAUUUUAUAUUUAAAUCAAUUAGAAGUUAGGAAGGCCGUAUUAGAUUUAUUGUACGAACUAUUAGGACUACCUCAGCCGGAGUGGACGGACGAACUGUCCGUGGCACUGAGUGCGGUCGAUCCGGCCGAACCGCAGGCGUCGUGGCGAUUAACUGAAGGUUUUGUAGCCGCGGAAGGACGCUCCGUAUUGCCUCAUUUAGCGAAAACUACUCCUAACAUUACGGAUAUUCACUUGUCGUUAUUAUUGUAUUGUUUCUUGGAAACUGGCCUUCUCUGCGCCUUAGCUGAAGUUAUAGCCACUAGUGACACGUUUAUAAGUGUUCGAGCUACGGUUUUAUUAGGUGAGCUACUACGCCUAAUACAAAUCCUCCUACCACCGGAAUGCUGCAACAUUACACCGCCUCUACCGAAUCUAUUGGAAUAUGCAACGAAGCGACCUCAAGCGCUCGGUGCUGUUACCGCCUUACAACAGCUCCACAAGCUGUUGAAACGGAGGCCCGCAUCGUCCAGUCUAUACCUGGAUUAUAUACUCCAGUCUAGUAGUUUUAUGAAACGAACUCGAAAUUUGGAAAAUAACAAAAAGUACAAAAUUAGUCACACUAAGUCACGGUUGCAUCAGCUGGUACUCAAAGAGAGCGACGAUAUAGUAAAAGACACCGGCGUAUUACUAAGUAAAGACGCUUUCACGUGGAACUGGAGUAUUAUAAAAAUUAUUCUCAAAGGCAAAAGCGACCUGAAACUCAAUUUAGCCGAAUCUACUCAUUUAACGUUUUUAAAGCGAUUAGUCGAGUUCUAUUUGCCUUCGAAUAACCGUUACUCUCACAUGGACCUAACCUCCUCCAAAAACACGCAGGGUUACACCCUCGUCGGAAUCGAACUAAUCCACUGCCUCGCGCGGUUAGAAGAUCCCGACGCUACCAAAUUGCUCAUCGACUUAUUUACGGACAUCUCGAAUCACAUUAAGGCGAUAACGACUAGCAAGAGCGCCCACGAUUGCCUCUUCAGCCCGCAGCACAUGUCGAACACGCAAUGUCAAACGUACUUCUUGUUCAUCGGGCGUUUCGCCACCACCAAAAUUGGAACGAGCGUACUCCUAAGCGUGAAAAUUUUCGAACAAUUGCGCCAUCUAGCGACCACCUCAAAGCACGAUUGCUAUGUCAAACUGAUCGUGUCAUCUUUAAGCUACGAGGAGCCGGGCCACGCGCGCGAUCUCUUCGCGUCCGUCUUGAAGUGUUCCGUCGAGAGCUCCCGACUGUACGCCACCCAGAUCUUGCAAGUACUACUUCGGGCAGGCCUGCCACAGUUCCACAAUUGGGGAAUAAAGUUACUCACCGCACAGUUGGAGGACAAAUCGCGCACCGUACGCCUCACCACCCUCGCCGCCUUGCACGAGGCGUGCGAGGUACCGAACUACCUCGAACAGCUAAUCAAAAUUCAUCCGGACCUACUGCACCUCGGCGAAAAGGGCGUGCUGCUUCUAAUUCGAUUCUUGUCGUCGCCGAACGGCUUCAACAAGCUCAAGAAGAACGGCUUUAUCAGUAACGAGAUACGAAGGUGGGACGAAUUCGUCAAUUACAGGUACGUGCACAUCGUCGAGAACGAAAUCUCGGACACGCUGACGUUGCACCAGCGCGGCGAGGACGGGAGGUACGACAAGAGGCUGAGCUCGUUGAAGGUGACGAGUCGCAAGGACCUAUUCUUACCGCCGCACAUUUACGGACAGCUGACGAGGCACGCGGAGGGGUUUGCGAUUCUGUUGGAGUGCGGAUCUGUGGAUAAAUACGUGCAGUGGAUCGACAACGGUUUGUGCGAGACUGACGACGACAUCCUAAAGUUAAAGGUGGCGUUGUGGAGUUUAGGUCAUUUGGGUAGUUCGUUGAAGGGGACCGAAUUACUGAACAGCAAGGGAAUCCUAGCUUCCAUAAUAAGACUGGUGCAACACUGCGUUGUCUACUCAAUUAGGGCCACCGCCUUCUUUGCCUUAUCGCUAGUGGCCACAAACCGCGCAGGCGCCGAUUACUUAUUCAAGCUAGGGUGGGUGUGUACAAGACACGACCGUCACAAUCGCUGGCCGGUCAUAGAGGAAGAGAAUUGGCAGGAGGAGGUGCAAGACGAACAGCUGUUCAAUUUACCUUUAGGUUCCGACUCCGAGCACACGUCGAGCGAUAACGCUUUCAUGGGCGAGUACAGCGUUAACCUCCCCGACGCCGAUAGCACCACGACGGACGAAGACUUUUUGAUGCCCGUCGAUCGUGUUUUCGGUUUAAAUCAUCAUCAAAAAUCAUCUACGCUUCCGAGCAAUCAAAAUCCAUCCGCGAUUCAGCACAAACGAUCACUCUCAGAAUCAAAAACAUUUGACGCAUUAAAAAUCGUCGAGAGAAAGCCGAAUGAUAAGGUUGAAUUUAAAGUAGGUUCAGACGUGCCGCAUCGGUAUCGCGAUAAUUCGAUUACCGAAUCGACGACGUCCGGCGUCAGCUCGUGCGAAUCUGUCCUGGGAAAAAUCGGCCAGAACGAACGAUUUCAUACACUCAGCCCGAUACCCAGUUCUUCCAGCCUAAGUACCUUAAAGACGUCAGCUGUUCGAAUGCGUCGCCAUUCCGAAUCCACUCGAAGAAUAUCCGUACAAAGUAAGUGA